AUGCAAAGAGAGGAUUAGUAGUUGAAAUUAUAUGAUAAAGGAAGAUUGAUUUGUGGGGCUAUCACUUUUACAUUCAAAUUUGAUUAAGGUUUUGAAUUGAAAUAAUAUUAAAACUCAUGCUUGAUACAAGAUCAUACUAUAGAAUAUGAAGGUUGCAAAUUUUUAGCACUUCCAACCGACCUGAACAUUGAGUAUUGUUAUACUAUAGAUGAAAAAGAAGAAAUCAAAUUGGAUGUCAAGGAUUAUUAAUUGGAUGAUAUUUCUGACUUUGAAGAAUAGUAAACAUGGAAUGAAUCUAAAACUUCUUCUUAAUUUUUUAUUCCUUAUUUCACUACUAGUCCAGAUAAUCGAUAUAUAUUUAUAUGUGUUGUUGUUGAGCUUAUAGAAAGGAUUGAAACUUAACGAAUAAUCAUAAUUGAUACAUUCAAUCCCAAUAUCAAAAAGGUGUUUUUUAGGACUUCUUUUAUGGGAUACUAAAAACCAUAAUUUUCUAAGGAUGGCAAUUUAGCUUUCAUCAAUAUUACAAAAAAUGUGGAGUAAUCAAGAUUCUUAAUAUUUAAUCUUAAAAAUGGAAUAUAAGAAGUAAAGAUCAUUAAAUUGCAUCGUUCAGUUAGAAAAAUAGAUUAUGAUGUCGAAUCUGGUUGUUUGUUUUAUAUAACUAAUUAUUGUAAAAUACACCAAUCCCCUUUGAAUUAAGAUGGCACUAUUGAUAAGUCAAAGAAAACAAUCUAUAAAAUUAAUUUGGGACCAUUCGAUUUGUCUGGUUUUUUCAUUGCUCUCACUUUACUUAGCCAUUCAAUUGUGCUUGUUGUAAAUGAUCUAGGCCAUCUUAUUGUUUCUAGAAUUAGAGACAAUUGUAAAGCAGUAAAAUAAUAUUUGUAUAGUCAAUAUUUACCCCCAUAAUACACAUUUAAAAAGGCAUUUGUUGUUAUGGCUGAUUCCAAUGCGAGAUAAGUUGCGCUGGUUGAUAUUUCAAGGGGCAGGUUAAUUAGAUCACGGUAGGGAGGUCAUCAUUUUUCCAGGAUUUAUGGUUAUCAUUAGAAGGAUUCAUAUUUUCUCUCUUAUGUGGUUUUAAAUAGGAGCAAAGAAACCAAAGAUAAUUUGGGUUCUAUAGGGAGUGAUAGUGAUAGUGAUAGCGAAAUAAGGAAAUAAUGGUUGAUUUUUGAUGUUAUUAGAGGAACUGAAAUUGAAAUAAAAGGAGAUGUGUCUUCCGAUGAUCCCUCGGAUAUAUUUACAAAAAAUAUUCUGAUGAGAUCAUAAGGAAAUAAAUUAAUUUAUAAAUUAAAACUUUGA
Paramecium octaurelia is the source of this 1293-nucleotide messenger RNA. NCBI's taxonomy places the organism in Eukaryota, Ciliophora, Oligohymenophorea, Peniculida, Parameciidae. The record is from the annotation of a GenBank genome assembly.